UUUCUGCAUCCUCAGAUGUUGUGACUCAGUUGAAUGGGAUUUCACUGUAUUUCUUUCUGUCAGGUGGAAGGAUAUUCGAACCACAGUGGCUCACACAGGAUUGUCAGAUGGAUUUGACCAUGAUCUGGAUCUCUGGUUUGCCUACAUUCUGGGUGGCACUCGGUUGCCUUUCAUGCCUGAGACCAGCACUGCUACUCAAUACAGAGCGCAAGACCUACCUGAAACCACUUAGCGACGCUAAAAUCCCUCCACACAUCGUCUUUGUGAUGGUGGACGAUCAGGGCUUCAGUGAUGUGGGCUAUCAUGGUUCGGACAUCCACACUCCAGUACUGGACCAGCUGGCUGCUGAAGGGGUGAAGCUGGAGAACUACUACGUCCAGCCAAUCUGCUCGCCCUCUCGUAGUCAGCUCAUGACCGGACGGUACCAAAUUCGCACGGGCCUCCAACACUCCAUCAUCCGCUCACGCCAGCCCCUGUGUCUGCCCUUCGACACGCCCACGCUUCCCGAAAGGUUGCGUCAGGCCGGCUACAGCACCCACAUGGUGGGAAAGUGGCACCUGGGCUUCUGCCGUCGUGAGUGUCUGCCCACUAGCCGAGGCUUCCAGAGCUUUCUGGGUUCAUUGACUGGCAGCGGAGACCAUUAUAACUUCCAGAGCUGUGACGGAGCGGAAACCUGUGGCUUUGACCUGCACGACGGGGAACGGCCGGCCUGGGAAUUGAGCGGGAAUUACUCUACAUGGCUUUAUGCACAGAGGGUGAAAACGAUCUUGCGGACUCAUGAUCGUCGCCAGCCUCUGUUCCUCUAUGUGGCACUCCAGGCUGCUCACACUCCUUUGCAGGCUCCUGCUGAUCUCCUCCAGCGUUAUGCAUCUCUUGGGAAUCAGCCGCGCCGCCAUUACGCCGCCAUGCUGACUGGUGUGGACCAGGCUGUGGGUGAGAUUGUGGCGGAGAUGCGUAAUCGAGGCUACUAUCGCAACUCCGUGCUCAUCUACUCUUCGGAUAACGGAGGCCAGCCUUUGUCAGGUGGCUGCAAUUGGCCCUUGCGUGGAGGAAAAGGCUCAUACUGGGAGGGAGGAGUCAGAGCGGUGGGCUUUGUUCACAGCCCUCUGCUGAAAAUGAAGCAGAAGAUCAGUCGUGCUUUAAUACAUGUUUCGGAUUGGUACCCGACUUUGCUGUAUCUGGCAGGUUCUCCCGAGCCCGAGCCUCGGCGUUUAGAUGGGUGUAACGUGUGGGGGGCUAUUAGUCAGGGCCUACCUUGCCCUCGUACCGAAAUCCUGUUUAACAUCGACCCGGUUUCACGGCGCCACGGAGAACAUGAUCGCGCACAGUUGACUGUAAACGGCUUCGGGAUCUGGGACACGGGAGUGCGUGCAGCAAUUCGAGUGGGUGAAUGGAAGCUCCUGACGGGGAACGUGGGAGAUGGAGACUGGUUCCCCGUGCAGAUCCUGCCUGGAACUCGACAGCACUGGCAGGACAUGGAGAAGAGGCAGGACCAGCGUGGGAAGUCCGUGUGGCUCUUCAACAUUAGCGCUGACCCUUUUGAGAGGCGCGAUCUGGCUGAAGCUAGGCCUGAGGUGGUAAAGCUUCUGCUCUCGAGGAUUGCUGAGUAUAACCGCACUGCUGUGCCUCCAAGAAACCCACCAGAUGAUCCGAUGGCUGACCCUCAGCUUCAUGGAGGCGUCUGGAUGCCAUGGCUGGCAAAGAACGAUGAGGAGGGCAGAGAUGGAAAAAGAGCGACGGAUAGGCGCAGAUGGAAGCUUCGAUUCAAAACCUGCAAAGUGUGCAGACUGAGAGCUUUAUUUAGAAAGGUGGGAACACGGCUACAAAGAGCAGCUUUUUACUUUUAGGCAAAAAUGGAUAGGGAACGGGAGGCAAAAAUCUUCCAAGCUGGCUCUUGGCUUUUGCUUAACCAGGAAAUUUUUUCUGUUUAAUGAUAAAGGGCAGUGUGUGUAUGUGUCUCAAGCUCACAGGGUUGUGUAAGGGGCUUGCUUGCUCAUUCUGCUGUUGCCUGAAAUACAUAGUCAGCUCUGAUAUUAGUAAAGGGAAUGGGUGGUAAAGGGUGUAUACUUUUUGAAUGCUAGACAUUAGACAUGACAUUAGCAUGCUGGAGGAUGUUUAUUUUUUACUUUUCUGUCAUGUUUUGGCUGACUGGAUUAUUUCACAGUUACAGGAUGGACAAGCGAUCCUACAUUGAGCUGAGAUUUGGGUUGGAACUCAUAUUAAACUUCACAAGUCAGACGCACACAUCACACACAACUAACACAUCGUUAUAGCAGUCUACUGAUGGCUCCGUCGGGUUGAAAAAAAUAAU
Silurus meridionalis is the source of this 2311-nucleotide messenger RNA. Its product is annotated as arylsulfatase I. The coding region runs from base 108 to 1847 and encodes 579 amino acids. The transcript is spliced from 3 exons. Lineage: Eukaryota; Metazoa; Chordata; Actinopteri; Siluriformes; Siluridae. The record is from RefSeq and is a predicted model, not a curated record.